Messenger RNA from Penicillium olsonii, 1986 nucleotides. The record is from the annotation of a GenBank genome assembly. NCBI's taxonomy places the organism in Eukaryota, Fungi, Ascomycota, Eurotiomycetes, Eurotiales, Aspergillaceae.
AUGGUGAAGCGCAAGCGGAACUGGACCGACGAGGAGUCGGAAACCUUGCCGUCUGCACACAAUGCGUCCGACCCCAAGGAGCCUGCAGUGCUGGAUGUUUUGCCGGGGAUUACCCGAAAGAUCACUGCUUGCGGGGCAUGCAGGAAACAGAAGAUCAAAUGUGACAUGAGCAAUGGACCGCCUUGUACGCGGUGUCGUCGUCGCGACUUGUCUUGUGUUUUGAACAAGAGCCUCCAGUCAUUAGUUGAAGAAGUGAAGAAUACCGAAGUCUUGCAGAGCGACAUAUCGGGCAUACACGAGACCUUGGACAACAUAUGUCAACAUCUCAACCUUCCACGACCUAAAGCCCUCCUAUCUGCUGGCGAAGGCACAGAGCCCGACGACAAAGGUGGGAGAAAUGACGACCUAGACCGAGACAAUGAGGACUUAGAUGGCUGCGAGAUCUCCCCACCCGAUACCCCAUCUGCAGUCCAAGCUCCAAUCGAUACGUACCUAGACAUCGCCAAGUUAGGAAGUCCAGGGUCAUCCGAAAACACACCACCAAGUACAACAAGGCACAGACAGAAUUCAACACCACAAGAUCUCAUCAGCAAAGGAGUCAUCAGCAUUGUGGUAGCCGAGAAUUUGAUAGAGAGAUAUUUUGCCCGUCUAGACCCAUACCUAUAUGGCAUAUGCAGUGGAUAUCAAAGCCUGCAGCAGAUCCGAGCCACGUCUCCCGUCCUUCUUGCUGCAAUAUGCACUGUCUCAGCUCUACAGGACCCCGAGGGUCAGCGCACAUACGAAGCCUGCAAUCGCGAGUUCCGUCGGCUUGUGUCCAGAUCCCUUUUCGAGAAGCACGACCUAGAGCAUGUUCGGGCGCUAUGCAUUAGCUCUUUCUGGCUCUCAGAUGCAUCGAGGAUUUUGUCUAGCGAUGCUAUUCGACGAGCGGCAGACAUGCGUUUGCAUCGCAGCUUCGAACAUCUUUCAGUCCCAAUGGAUCCUCGCUUGAUUAUGGGAAGUCAAUUGGCGCCCCAACCUGUGCAUGACGCGAUUGCUCUGCAAGACCGUGUAAGGCUCUGGUACCUUACCUUCAUAUCUGAUCAACAUCUCUCGAUUCUCCAUAAUCGAGACCCACUACUGCGCAGUGACAAAGAGAUUGCGCUGAGCUGGGAGACUUUCCUUGCUCGCGAAGACACAACAGACUGUGAUGUUCGCAUUAUAUCACAAGUCGCCCUUCUGGUCAUCAUGAGUCAAGUGCGAGAUCUUCUUGGAUCCGACCAAGGAACCCGCGUCCCGCAGUCUUUAUCAAACCAGAUCAUUCACUAUUCUCGGCAGUUGGAUCGUUGGUUCACCAAGUUUUCUGCUCUAUUCAAGCCCGAUCCAUAUAUCGGUGACUUCCCCAAGCGCGGCUUACAACUGCACUAUCAUUUUGGGAAACUAUAUCUCGGUCACCAAGUGUUCAAAGGCUUGAACGGCGAGAUGAUACCGCCUCACUUCCUGACUGCAGCCGGUAUGGCUCACGAGGCUGCUGUGGCAAUCUUCGAGAUGAUCUUACAUGAAGAUUUGCAGAAGAGUCUCAUUGGCAUGCCGCACUACUUCCACAUCAUGAUCGCUUUCGCAGGUCACUUUUUGCUAGAAGUGACACAGAAUUACCACACGCAGUUAUCAAUCGCCCCAAACCAGAACUUUGAGUUGAUCCAGAAGGUACUGGAAUUAUUCCAGGACAUUCCCGCUGUCCAGCAGCAUCCCAUUUGCAGAAUGACACCCGGGCUGACUCGGAAACUGCGCGAAUGUGUGGGUACUUUGCAAGGGGAUGGUAGACAUGCAUUCCAGCCGCUGGGGCAGAACAGACCUAUGGAUUAUCCCGCCAAUUCUCUGCAGCUGCAACCAGCUUCGGGUGGCUUUUCCUUCUCGGAAGAGUCGCUCGUUACCUCUGCGGAUGACUUUUUGCUCGCCGACUUUGGAGAAUUCACCUUUCCGGGAAUGAUGUCAAACGGAAUGGCUUGA